AUGAGAUCAGAAAGCGCACCGAGUUGUUCAACCAAAAUGCUCUCAUUUCUUUGGAGUGAUGCAACCAACAGACACAAUCGUAAACUAUUUCACAAUUGCACACGUUUAGUGCAUACAUGUGGAGAAGAUCCAGCAGUGCGCUUUGCAAUGAUUGAGACUGUGGAAGAAACUGGACUUAUUGUCUUUUCUGCUACUUCUGCAUUAGUUCGUGAAAUCACAAAAUCCACUGGUGUGGAGCUACGCUAUUUUGGGAAUUAUCAUCUUGUUUUAGAAACAGGCCAUUUGGUGAACCAAGAGGAAGCAAGCAACUGUGAUGAGUUAAAUGAACUGAAAUGUGGAUGUGAGGGUGACGAAACAUUAAAAAAUUUCCCUCUAACUGAACUACAAUAUAACCAAUGUAUCCAAGUUGUGGAUGCUGUAGCCAGCUAUUUCACUGAAUGGCUUGAUGGAAUCUACAAUAUGAUGAUCCAAUGUAACUAA
Molecule: messenger RNA, 480 nt
Organism: Rotaria socialis
Lineage: Eukaryota; Metazoa; Rotifera; Eurotatoria; Philodinida; Philodinidae
Source: the annotation of a GenBank genome assembly